AUGCCUGGACCCAGCAAACGAACCCGACAAGAUCCAGAAACACCGACCCGUCGAAGGACACCGCGUCCGACUCCCCCUCCUACCCCCCUCACCCGUUCCAACUCCCAGCUGACCAUCCCCACGCGUCGUUCGCUGGGGUCCCAUGCCAGCUUACCGAGUCCGGGCGUCUUUGGAGGUGGAACGCUGGUCAGAACGAUGAGUCAACCUGCCAUCCUGCUCACCAAGCCGGACUUCUCCAAAGAUGACGUCCCACUUCAUCCUGGGAAGGAGAAUAUUCCGCCGAGAAAGGAUUCCGAGUCUUCUUCACGGCGCAAACGGAUACGUGUCGCUCCUCGCCCACGUAGCGGUAGUGUGUCAUCACGACAGAGUGAUAGCCGCAUCUCCUCCACGCCAUCUUUCCUCUCCUCGCGUUUCUCAUCCCCCGCUCCCUCGUCCUUCACCUCCUCGUCUGACCUCGACCAACCAUGCGACACGCCGAGGUCACCUCGUCUCGCGCUUCCCACUCCCCCACCGUCCAGUCCCUGUGAAAUCGAUCUCGAACCCAUCAAUCUCGAUGCCAAUCCCUACAAGGCGAUCAAGUCUCGGCUCCGAUUGUCCAACGCGUCAGGCAUCAUCGGUCGCCAAGAGGAGCAAAAGGCGAUUCGAGAAUAUGUCGCCAGCACAUACAAGCUCGACGUGGGCAUGUACGUAUCGGGACCACCUGGAACCGGCAAGACUGCCACGGUCAAUGCCAUGGCGCGUGCUCUCGGCAACGAAGGGUGGCGCCCCAUCGAAGUCUGCUGCAUGGGUCUCAAGGCCAAUGACCUCUGGAUGCACUUUGCCCAGGCUAUGGGCUGCGACAAUGCGGAGAACGUGGUGAUCGCCGCGUUGCAGAACACGCGCGAGCCUCUUCUCGUGAUUCUCGAUGAAAUCGAUUCCGUCAUGCCACCCGCCCCCGCAGUAGCCCCACCUGCCAUCUCCCACCUCUUGUCAAAGAUCUUCUCCCUGCCCACGACGACUGAUGGCCGCGUCAAGGUCAUUGCCAUUUCCAACACGCUCGACCUCACUCUGCGCGCCCGACUUGUCCUUCCCGACGGUGCCACCCCGUCCGUUUUGCCGUUCAAGGCGUACGGAGGGCAAGACAUGAUCCCGAUCGUCAGCUCGCGCAUCGGCGACAGUAUCGAUCCCAAAGCACUCGAGCUCUUAUCCAAAAAGGUCGAAGCUCAGAAUGGGGACUUGCGCAUGUGCCUUUCUGUCCUGACGUCGGCGGUCUCGCUCGCCGAAGCAGAAUGGCUUAAAAAGGAUACAUUUGUCAAGGUAUCUCUCGCCCAUAUCAUCAAGGCGUUCACGACCUAUACUCUGCGCGCAGCUGCUGGAUCUAGUGCGACAGUCGACACGGUGACUGGCAAAAAGGUCCGAUCCGUCCCGCUACAGGGCAAAAUGGUGCUGGUCGCCAUUCUCAUCGCUCAGGGGCCCCUUUCCACGACGUCACUCUACACCACCUAUGUGUCCCUGCUAUCUCACCAUUCAAGCCCGUACCCGCCGAGCUCAGAGUCCGACUAUCAGGACUUGCUGUCAAAUCUCGAGGUACUCGGUCUGAUCACGUGUGGACCGAGCCGCAAGCUGACACUAUGUUGUCGUGAAGAGGAGAUACGAGAUGGUCUAGGGCUUAACAGUGCGAAGCGUGGUCUUGCAGAGGAUGUAGUCGCCAAGAUCUGGGAGAGAGAGCAAGCCAGGUUGCGAAGGGCUUCGGGGGUUGCAGACUUGUAG
Messenger RNA from Kockovaella imperatae, 1749 nucleotides. Its product is annotated as P-loop containing nucleoside triphosphate hydrolase protein. Gene Ontology annotation, molecular function: DNA replication origin binding; ATP binding; ATP hydrolysis activity. Gene Ontology annotation, biological process: mitotic DNA replication checkpoint signaling. NCBI's taxonomy places the organism in Eukaryota, Fungi, Basidiomycota, Tremellomycetes, Tremellales, Cuniculitremaceae. Gene Ontology annotation, cellular component: nucleus. The transcript is spliced from 3 exons. The record is from RefSeq and is a predicted model, not a curated record. The coding region runs from base 1 to 1749 and encodes 582 amino acids.